GAACACUCACACUUCCUCCACUACAGCAACACUUUGCUUGACUGCUUUGACGCUCUCGGACAGAUUGUAGGCUAUAUGUUCAUACAAACCCUGCCACUGAAGAUAGUAUGUUUGGUGUCUGAGACAGUGAAGGGGCCAGAAUGCAGAGCAUCAAGUGUGUGGUGGUAGGAGACGGUGCAGUGGGGAAGACCUGCCUCCUUAUCUCCUACACCACCAACGCCUUCCCCAAGGAGUACAUCCCCACUGUGUUUGACAACUACAGCGCCCAGGUGACUGUGGACAGCAGGACUAUUAGCCUCAACCUGUGGGACACAGCAGGCCAGGAGGAGUACGACCGCCUGCGCACCCUCUCCUACCCCCAGACCAACGUGUUUGUCAUCUGCUUCUCUGUUGCCAGCCCCCCCUCCUUUGAGAACAUCAAGCACAAGUGGCACCCAGAGGUCACCCACCACUGUCCCAAUACGCCCAUUCUGCUGGUGGGCACCAAGAAGGACCUGCGUAAUGACCCAGAGGUGUUGAAGAAGCUUAAGGAUCAGAACCAGACGACCAUCACCCAACAGCAGGGCACCGCCCUGGCCAGGCAGAUCCAAGCCAUCAAGUACCUCGAAUGCUCUGCCCUCAACCAAGAUGGAAUCAAAGAAGUGUUUGCUGAGGGUGUGCGAGCCUUUCUCAACCCACAACCUGUCGCCACCAAGAAGCCCUGUGUGCUAUUGUAAAGGCAGUAGGAAACGCUGUGUGCUAUUAUAAAGGCAGUAGGAAACCCUGUGUGCUAUUGUAAAGGCAGUAGGAAACCCUGUGUGCUAUUGUAAAGGCAGUAGGAAACCCUGUGUGCUAUUGUAAAGGCAGUAGAGAUACUAUCACAGAUGCAUAUCCAAUAGAACAAUAUUAAUUAAUUUAAUGUGUGUAAACCAUUGGAGUUGAUUUUAUUGUGAAAUAUGUUUUUGUUGUACUGCCAAUAACAAACACUGCGAUAUCAAGACUUCAUUAAGAAAAAAGGGGAUCUCAGAGGCAUUGGCUCAAGAUGCAUGCUUCAAAACUGACCCAAUGUUAGGUAGGCGAGAAGGGCCUUGCUCAAACUUUGUCUGUCAGAAUCCUUGCUUUUGUAUAUCCAUUAUUUUUCCCUCUUCCUAUAAAGCAAUUGACAAACAAAACCUGAGACUUGAUGGGAGAUACAUUCACUCAUUUAUCUGUGUUCGAAUAAUUGUCAAAUUUGGACAUGUAUGGCCUUUACAAAAGUAAUUAAAUAAUGCACGUGUAAAAAGAUAAUAUCAGGAAUUUAAUUUACUGCAGUGGGCGAAAACAGGAUCACACAGUGUUUCUUGGUAGUCUUAAACAAAUCUACUUUGAAACAAAAGUAUAGACCUAUGGGCUAAAAAAGUAGACACCUGUACCAUGUCCGAUAUAAAGUUGUAAAGAUAUAUAAAGAUAUAAAGCAUCCUAUAUUAAUCGUUAUAUACAUCACAGAAGACUGAAAUAUAGCAAAACCAUUUAACAUAGAAACACUGGAUUUUCGGCUGCUUUUUUAAAAUAAUGGCAACUUAAAAAAAAUAAAAAAAAGUGUAUUAAUUAUGAAAAAUAUUAAUAUCAUUCCACCCAUGAAGCCACUAUGUCAUUUGACUGCAGGAAAGGGCUACAUACCAAUUCUCCCAUUAUAUUUGUUUUACAAUGUACUGUAUAGUGGGUUUAAAACAUCAUUUUUUUUUAAGCUAACAUAGAAGAAGGUUUUUCUACACCAUCAGUUUUUUUGUGUGCUGUGUGUGACUAUCAAGCCACCAAGUUAGUGCUAGUCUACUCUGUCUGAUUGUGUUGAAUACUGGACACAAAAGAGGAAAUGCAGAGAGGUCUUUGAUAAGAAAUGCAUAGGCUGAUUUUCCUAUUGCGGUCAUUAGUCAGUGUGUGUUAGAGAGAGAGAGAGAGAGAGAGAGAGAGAUCAAAAAAGGGAACCUGGUUGUAACUUCCCUCUGAAAGUCCAUAGGUUGCCAUCUAUUUUGUUAUGGUGGGGUUCUGGUUGUUUUAAGGUUGUGCAAUUAUGUUGAGAAGGCCUGGCCGUGACCCCACUCUCCGAGGGUUUCUCAGGGAGAGUUGGGAUAUGGUGACCCUGGCCGUAACCCCACUCU
This is a messenger RNA of Salvelinus namaycush (lake trout), 2117 nucleotides long. RefSeq names its product rho-related GTP-binding protein RhoG-like. Lineage: Eukaryota; Metazoa; Chordata; Actinopteri; Salmoniformes; Salmonidae. Bases 141 to 716 code for a protein of 191 amino acids. Gene Ontology annotation, biological process: regulation of actin cytoskeleton organization; establishment or maintenance of cell polarity; actin filament organization. Gene Ontology annotation, molecular function: GTPase activity; protein kinase binding; GTP binding. The transcript is spliced from 2 exons. The record is from RefSeq and is a predicted model, not a curated record. Gene Ontology annotation, cellular component: cytoskeleton; cell cortex; cytoplasmic vesicle.